Messenger RNA from Chionomys nivalis (European snow vole), 1820 nucleotides. Its product is annotated as 14-3-3 protein zeta/delta-like. Gene Ontology annotation, cellular component: cytoplasm. The transcript has a single exon. Gene Ontology annotation, biological process: signal transduction. The record is from RefSeq and is a predicted model, not a curated record. NCBI's taxonomy places the organism in Eukaryota, Metazoa, Chordata, Mammalia, Rodentia, Cricetidae. The coding region runs from base 113 to 850 and encodes 245 amino acids.
UCAGGGACAGAGUCUCAGGCUCGCCGCCGCCACCACCGCUACCGCCGCCGCCCAGAGACUGCCGAGCCGGGUCCGUGUGCCGCCACCCACUCCGGACACAGAAUAUCCAGUUAUGGAUAAAAAUGAGCUGGUGCAGAAGGCCAAGCUGGCCGAGCAGGUUGAGCGAUACGAUGACAUGGCAGCCUGCAUGAAGUCUGUGACUGAGCAGGGAGCCGAGCUAUCCAACGAGGAGAGGAAUCUUCUCUCUGUUGCUUACAAAAAUGUUGUAGGAGCCCGCAGGUCAUCUUGGAGGGUCGUCUCGAGUAUUGAGCAGAAAACGGAAGGUGCUGAGAAAAAGCAGCAAAUGCCCCGGGAGUACAGAGAGAAGAUCGAGACGGAGCUGAGGGACAUCUGCAAUGAUGUGCUGUCUCUUUUGGAAAAGUUCUUGAUCCCCAAUGCUUCACAAGCCGAAAGCAAAGUCUUCUAUUUGAAGAUGAAGGGCGACUAUUACCGCUACCUGGCUGAGGUUGCUGCUGGCAAUGACAAGAAAGGAAUUGUGGACCAGUCACAGCAAGCGUACCAAGAAGCGUUUGAGAUCAGCAAAAAGGAAAUGCAGCCAACACACCCUAUCAGACUGGGUCUGGCCCUUAACUUCUCUGUCUUCUAUUAUGAGAUCCUGAACUCCCCAGAGAAAGCCUGCUCACUUGCAAAAACAGCUUUUGAUGAAGCCAUUGCUGAACUUGAUACAUUAAGUGAAGAGUCCUACAAAGACAGCACGCUAAUAAUGCAGUUACUGAGAGACAACUUGACAUUGUGGACAUCGGACACCCAAGGAGACGAAGCAGAAGCAGGAGAAGGAGGGGAAAAUUAACCGGCCUUCCACCCUUUGUCUGCCUCGUUCUGAAAUUUACACAGUAGACCGUUUGUCAUCCAUGCUGUCCCACAAAUAGUUUUUUGUUUACGAUUUACGACAGGUUUAUGUUACUUCUAUUUGAAUUUCUAUAUUUCCCAUGUGGUUUUUAUGUUUUAAUAUUAGGGGAGUAGAGCCAGUUAGCUUUAGGGAGUUACUAGUUUUCAUCCUGAGGUGGCCAAUGUGGGGAUGUGGAAUUUUUACACGAGUUAUACAUGUUUGGCAUAGUACUUUUGGUACAUUGUGGCUUCAGAAGGGCCAGUGUUAAAACUGCUUCCAUGUCUAAGCAAAGAAAACUGCCUACAUACUGGUUUGUACUGGUGGGGAAUAAAAGGGAUAAUGGGUUCCAGUCAUGAGUGUAGUUGUUGUGGGUACUUUAAGGUUUGGAGCACUUGUGAGGCUGUGGUACAGACAAAUGUCCCUUGGAUACACCUUGGUAUCGUGUGUGUCUGCACGCGCACUCUUGACCACAGCCCCAGAAGUGGCUUCCGGCCAAAGGUGUGACUCAGCUUACUCUGAUAAGGGCAGAAACGGUUCACAUUCCAUUAUUUGUAAAGUUACCUGCUGUUUGCUUUCAUUAUUUUUGCUACACAUUUUCUUUGUAUUUAAAUGUUUAGGCAAUCUAAGAACAAAUGUAAAAGUGAAGCUGCGGUAAUGAAUUGCUCGUGUCGGCUGCUCCGUGCCUGAGAAGCACAGCGGUAGACAGAUCCCAUGUAUUUAACUUUUUUUUAGUUUUUUGCUUUUGUGAUUUUUUUUUCUUUUUUUGAUACUUGCCUAACAUGCAUGUGCUGUAAAAAUAGUUAACAGGGAAGUGACAGAUGAUGGCUAGUGUUGUUUUCGUGUCUUAGGAGAUUCUCAUGAGCACCCCAAGGAUAAUUGUUAAGAACACAUGUAUUAAAGUUCAUAGAAGUGGAAUAAAAGUUUUAUGAAU